Messenger RNA from Ostreococcus lucimarinus CCE9901, 1149 nucleotides. Its product is annotated as ABC(membrane) family transporter (Fe-S assembly/SufBCD system). The transcript has a single exon. The record is from RefSeq and is a predicted model, not a curated record. NCBI's taxonomy places the organism in Eukaryota, Viridiplantae, Chlorophyta, Mamiellophyceae, Mamiellales, Bathycoccaceae. The annotation marks the transcript as partial. Gene Ontology annotation, biological process: iron-sulfur cluster assembly.
CCGACGAACCGAGCGGAAGAGUAUCGAUUCACGGAUUUCAGCGCGUUGACGACGGCGACGCUCGUGGGGCCGAAGGAGGGGGCGAGCGCGGACGCGAGCGCGACGCGCGUGGAGGAUGCGUGCGCGACUGUCGUUUUGGUGGACGGCGUGUUGGAUGCCACGCAGAGUGACUUUGAAGGCGCGGCGAAGGCUGGGAUUAAAAUCAGCGUCGGUGCGGCGGAUGCGACGACUGGAAAGCAGAGCGCGACGCGGGGUAACGUUUUCGCCGCCAUCAACUCGGCGAGCGCGGCGGAUGUCGUCGUCGUUCGCGUGCCCAAGGGCGUGAAGUGCGCGUCGCCGGUCCAUAUCGUGACGAUGUCUACGGGUGGUGAAAACGGUGCCACGCGCGUUUCGGCGCCGCGAAUCACCAUCGUGGUGGAGGAAGAGGGCGAGUUGUGCGUCGUCGAAGAUUUCGCGGGCGAGGGCGAAACCGAGUACUGGCAAAACGGCGUCUGCGAAAUCGCCGUCGAAAAGGGAGCGUCGAUGAAGCAUGCGCUCAUUCAGAACCACGGCCGCGGGGCCACGCACACGCGCACGACGCUCGUGACGCAGGCGGAAGAUUCGAAGUACGAGGUGAAUGAGAUUUCCGUCGGCGGCAAGACGGCGCGUCAUGAUUUGAACAUCAAGCAGCUCGGUCCGCGCACGGAAACCGUCCUCGGAUGCUUCAACCUCGCUGGUUCGAAUCAAACCUUAGACUUACACAGCAAGCUGCAGUUAGAUCACGAAGAAGGUUCGAGCAAUCAGGUGCACAAGUGCAUCGUGAGCGCGGCGAGCGGUAAAGGCGUCUUCGACGGCAACGUUCAGGUGAACCGCAUGGCACAGCGCACGGACGCGCAGCAGCUUUCGCGUAACUUGUUACUCGUUCCUAAGGCGACGGUUAACGUCAAGCCGAAUUUGCAAAUCAUAGCGGACGACGUGAAGUGCACGCACGGGUGCACCGUGAGCGAUUUGGAAGAGGAGGAGUUGUUCUACAUUCGCUCGCGAGGUUUGAGCGCGGAGACCGCCCGCUCGCUCUUGGUGAGCGGUUUCGGCGUCGACGUCAUCAGCCGCUUACCGGGAAAAGAUUUGCGCGAUCGCGUGAACUCCAUCGUUCGCACGUCGCUCGAGCGG